Sceloporus undulatus (fence lizard) is the source of this 1380-nucleotide messenger RNA. It is a transcript of the gene ARG2, whose product is annotated as arginase 2. Gene Ontology annotation, molecular function: arginase activity; manganese ion binding. Lineage: Eukaryota; Metazoa; Chordata; Lepidosauria; Squamata; Phrynosomatidae. Gene Ontology annotation, cellular component: mitochondrion; cytoplasm. The coding region runs from base 78 to 1151 and encodes 357 amino acids. The record is from RefSeq and is a predicted model, not a curated record. The transcript is spliced from 8 exons.
GCCGGCUCAGUCUCUGAGUGGCGGCGGUGGAGAGUGGUUGGCUGGUUAGCGUCUGUGCUGCUCCUCGCAUCGCUGUCAUGUCCCUCCGCAGCAGCGUCGCCCGGCUUCUGAAGCAGCGAGCGGGCUCCACGCUGAAGGUGCAGAGGAGGCCGGCGCACUCGGUGGCCCUCAUCGGGGCCCCUUUCUCCCGGGGGCAGAAGAAAAGCGGAGUGGACCAUGGCCCCACCGCCAUCAGGGACGCAGGGCUGGCGGGCAGGCUCUCCCGCAUGGGUUGCCAGGUAUAUGAUCUGGGAGAUUUAAGUUUCACACAGGUGCCCAAUGAUGAGCUCUAUAACAACCUAGUGAAAUAUCCACGCUCUGUAGGAUUAGCUAACCAAGUUCUAGCUGACACAGUGAAUGGAGCAGUGGCUGCUGGUCAUAGCUGUGUAACCAUCGGAGGUGACCACAGUUUAGCACUUGGUUCCAUCAGUGGCCAUACAAGGCAUUAUCCACACCUAUGUGUAAUCUGGGUUGAUGCACAUGCUGAUAUCAAUACUCCACUCACCACUAUGUCAGGAAAUCUCCACGGACAGCCAGUUUCGUUUCUUUUAAGGGAGCUUCAAGAUAAGGUGCCACAGCUUCCUGGAUUUUCUUGGCUAAAACCCUGUCUUUCACAGUCAGAUAUUGUAUAUAUUGGCUUAAGGGAUGUUGAUCCUGCUGAACACUAUAUCCUGAAGAAAUAUGGUAUCCAGUAUUUUUCAAUGAGAGAUAUUGAUUGCUUGGGAAUCCAGAAAGUGAUGGAAAGAACUUUUGACCACCUUUUGGGCAGAGGACAAAGACCAAUCCAUCUGAGCUUUGACAUUGAUGCCUUUGAUCCAACACUGGCACCAUCAACAGGGACGCCUGUCUUGGGUGGCUUAACAUAUCGUGAAGGAAUGUACAUUUCAGAGGAAAUACACAACACAGGCCUUCUUUCAGCACUGGACCUUGUAGAGGUAAAUCCAUUACUUGGAAGUUCACAGCAGGAAGUGACUGCAACAACUAAUCUUGCAGUAGAUGUGAUUGCCACAUGCUUUGGCCAAACAAGAGAAGGAGCACACAUUGUUUUUCAUGAUCUCCCAAAGCCCAAUUCACCAGAUGAAUCUGACAGUGAAGAGCAAGUACGGAUUUAAGACCUUAGGUGUCAGCGGAUGCCUCACAAUGGGCAUUAUAUAAAGCACUGCUGAUCUACUCAAAUGGACAUGCGAAGAGCUGACUGAAUUACCCUCUGAAAUGUUCACCAAUUUUGCAGAGACUAGUUCUUUUUUUUUUCAUUGUGUGACCAAACUGUUGCACUGAUAGUUAGGCAUGUCAGCUUAGACAAAUGUUUAUUACUUUCUUAUUAUACAAUUUUAUGUGAAA